Trichoplax adhaerens is the source of this 984-nucleotide messenger RNA. RefSeq lists its product as uncharacterized. The record is from RefSeq and is a predicted model, not a curated record. Gene Ontology annotation, molecular function: serine-type endopeptidase activity. Gene Ontology annotation, cellular component: membrane. Bases 1 to 984 code for a protein of 327 amino acids. Lineage: Eukaryota; Metazoa; Placozoa; Uniplacotomia; Trichoplacea; Trichoplacidae. The transcript has 11 exons.
AUGAUGAUCAAUGGUUUAACAACGGUUACUGCAAUCUCGAGGGGCUUGCCUAGACUCUGCAUCAGAAAUAUCUCUACGCACAAUCCCUUCCGAUUGGACGCUGUCCGCCAUCAGUUUAGACCGGGACAAUUAAGACGUAGCACACAUGACAAUGCUGACAAAUUUACGGACCGUUAUAUGCAUGAGAAGAACCGGAAUGCAAGCUUUCGUAACUUAGUAACGAAACCGUUCAUAUUCAGUGUUGCUGUAUGUGCCGUAAGCUUUACAGGUGCUAUCAUUGCCGAAUAUGAGAAAAUGAGAUCAUUGGGUAUCAUGGGGCUAAGCAGGAUACGGGGCCCUUUUAAAGAUUUCUUUCAGGAUUUUACACGAUACAAAAAUGGCGAAUUCAGGAGAAAGCUCAAUCGAUGGUGGAAUUCCUUACCGGAUAGUCGCAAAGUUGCUACAACCAUCAUAGCUAUUAAUGCUGGAGUGUUUGCAUUGUGGAAGAUCCCUAAGCUGUUUCCAUUUAUGGUACGAUGGUUCACAAACAACCCUGCUAGUGGCAGAUCUAUAACCCUAUUAACAAGCACCUUCAGCCAUUUCGAUUGGUGGCACCUUGGCAUGAAUAUGUUUGUUUUAUGGAAUUUUGCACCUUUAGCAUGCGAUAUACUUGGUAAAGAGCAAUUUUUCGCUACGUACAUAUCAGCUGGCGUGUUUGCCUCACUUGGCCAAAACUUAUAUCAUCUAGCAAUUAGAAGCACUCGGGUGUUUGGACUUGGAGCGUCUGGUGCAUUAAUGGGAACAUUAGCAGUAAUAUGUUUGAAAAGACCUGAUACUCAACUAUCUAUAAUAUUUCUUCCAUUUUUCUCUUUCCCAAUUACUCACGGAAUGCUAGCGAUAAUGGCCAUUGAUGUAUUAGGACUACUAUUUAGGUGGAGAUUUUUGAGUCAUUCUGCACAUCUAAGUGGAGCACUAUUUGGAGGGUGUACUCGCAUUCAGCUUUAA